Molecule: messenger RNA, 3586 nt
Organism: Hemicordylus capensis (graceful crag lizard)
Lineage: Eukaryota; Metazoa; Chordata; Lepidosauria; Squamata; Cordylidae
Gene: MCM4
Product: minichromosome maintenance complex component 4
Exons: 17
Coding region: 557-3160 (867 amino acids)
Biological process (GO): DNA replication; mitotic DNA replication initiation; double-strand break repair via break-induced replication
Cellular component (GO): MCM complex; nucleus
Molecular function (GO): single-stranded DNA binding; ATP binding; single-stranded DNA helicase activity
Source: RefSeq, a predicted model, not a curated record
AACGCUGGAUAAUGUAUGGUUUUAUCUCCCUUUCUUUAAACAUAGGUCUGGAAUUCCAGGAAAGCUACCAGCAGCAGUUGCUGCGAGAGGCCAGUGCUACCUCUGUUGUCCUUCUCCUCCUUCUCUUAUGAUGAUGGACUAUUCCUGCUUCCUCCGAGUAGCCGCGAAAUUCAGUCGGCUGCAGCACAUACCAUUUUGUUAAGGAAGGGGGCUCAGUGGUAGCGGGAAAGUAUUUGUAGGCAGAUGGCCGCAUUUGGCUUUCGUGACCUGCGUACGUGGACCAUUGGUAAACACACACUCCAAAUCCUUGGCCGGCAACGUAGACUCAAUGGCUCUGAACCCCUUUCCUUGGGGCUGACAUGGUAUCUCCCACUCCACGAUUGGAGGGAAAGCCCGCGAAGUUCCAGAUCACGUGAUCCUUUUGGCGCGGAAUUCUUCCCCUUUCUCUCUUCUUGGUAGAAUAACCACAAGUAGCGGGUUGUUCCGGCGGCCAAAGCCGGGUUGCAUCGCGCUGGUUUGAGGGAAGGUGUGCGAGCUUCUUCAGAUUCUCCAAGAAAUGUCCUCGCCAGCGUCUACCCCGAGCCGCCGCGGCAGUAAGCGCCACAGAGGCAGAGCUGGUCCAGCCAGCAGUGGCACCAAUCCUCCUACCCCUCGUAGUGAAGAUGUACAAUCUCCUCCUUCACAGAGGCGUCGCACAGAUGACUCCACAUCCACAGGAGAUUUGCAACCAAUGCCAACUUCUCCGCCAAUUGACGCACAAAGCCCAAAUGUUCAGGAUGCUCUGUUUUCCAGUCCACCACAACUCCAACAUUCAGUUCCACUUGACUUUGAUGUUAGUUCACCACUGACCUAUGGGACUCCCAGUUCUAGAGUGGAAGGAACCCCAGGGAGUGGUGUGCGAGGAACUCCAAUCAGACAGAGAGCUGACCUUGGCUCUGUACGCAAAGCCAGACAGGUGGAUCUGCAUUCAGAUGUGCCUACAGCAGAGGAUGCAUUAGCAAGUGAACAGUCUCUUGGACAAAAGCUUGUGAUCUGGGGAACAGAUGUCAAUGUGGCUUCAUGCAAAGAAAAGUUCCAGAGAUUUCUCCAGCGUUUUAUUGAUCCAAUGGCUAAAGAAGAUGAAAAUAUUGGCUUGGAUCUUAAUGAGCCUCUGUAUAUGCAGCGACUGGAGGAGAUAAACUUGGUUGGGGAGCCAUUUCUGAAUGUAAACUGUGACCAUCUAAAAUCAUUUGAUGAAAAUCUUUACAGACAGUUGAUGUGCUAUCCUCAGGAAGUUAUUCCAACAUUUGAUAUGGCUGCUAAUGAAAUUUUCUUUGAUCGUUACCCUGACUCGGUAUUGGAACACCAAAUUCAAGUAAGACCAUACAAUGCAGUAAAGACAAGAAACAUGAGGAGCCUGAACCCAGAAGAUAUUGACCAGCUCAUCACUAUAAAUGGUAUGGUGAUCAGAAGCUCCCAAUUAAUACCAGAAAUGCAAGAAGCUUUCUUCAAGUGCCAGGUCUGUGCUUUCACAACAAGAGUAGAAAUUGACCGAGGCAGGAUUGCCGAACCAUCAGCAUGCAAGAACUGUAACACCACGCAUAGUAUGGCUUUGAUUCACAAUCGCUCUAUGUUCUCAGAUAAACAGAUGAUCAAACUGCAGGAGUCCCCAGAAGAUAUGCCUGCUGGCCAGACACCAUAUACUACAGUUCUUUUUGCUCACAAUGACCUAGUUGAUAAGGUUCAGCCUGGUGACAGAGUUAAUAUUACAGGUAUCUACAGAGCCGUCCCUGUUCGUGUCAUUCCAAGGAUGAGCAGUGUCAGAUCUGUCUAUAAGACUCACAUUGAUGUUAUUCAUUAUUGCAAAACGGACUCAAAACGUUUGCAUGAAGAAACAGAACAGAAAAUGUUUACAGAGGAACGUGAGAAAAUGCUUCAAGAGCUUUCCAGAAAGCCAGAUAUUUAUGACAGGCUUUCUUCAGCACUUGCUCCAAGUAUUUAUGAGCAUGAAGAUAUUAAAAAGGGCAUUCUCCUUCAGCUAUUUGGAGGAUCAAGGAAAGAUUUCAGUCAUACCGGGAGAGGCAAUUUUCGUGCUGAGAUCAACAUUCUACUUUGUGGAGAUCCUGGUACCAGCAAAUCACAGUUGCUGCAUUAUGUUUAUAGCUUGGUUCCAAGAGGCCAAUAUACAUCUGGGAAAGGGUCUAGUGCUGUUGGUCUUACAGCAUAUGUGAUGAAGGAUCCUGAAACCCGACAGUUAGUUCUGCAGACAGGAGCCUUGGUUCUCAGUGACAAUGGCAUUUGCUGUAUUGAUGAGUUUGAUAAAAUGAAUGAGAGCACAAGAUCAGUGCUUCAUGAAGUCAUGGAACAACAAACACUUUCUAUAGCUAAGGCUGGAAUUAUUUGUCAACUGAAUGCUCGUACCUCCAUUCUGGCAGCAGCUAAUCCUAUAGAAUCCCAGUGGAAUCCAAAGAAAACUACCAUUGAAAACAUUCAACUUUCUCAUACAUUGUUAUCUAGGUUUGAUCUCAUUUUCCUUAUGCUGGACCCUAGAGAUGAGGCAUAUGACAGACGUCUGGCUCAUCACUUGGUUGCAUUAUACUAUCAAACUGCAGAGCAGGUGGAAGAGGAGUACAUGGACAUGGCAGUAUUAAGAGAUUACCUGGCUUAUGCUCGUAGUUAUAUCAGUCCAAGACUGAGUGAAGAAGCAAGUCAAGCUCUUAUUGAGGCAUAUGUGGACAUGAGGAAGAUUGGAAGUGGUAGAGGAAUGGUCUCGGCAUAUCCUCGACAGCUGGAGUCUUUGAUUCGUCUUGCAGAAGCUCAUGCUAAAGUGCGCUUCUCCAGCAAAGUGGAAACGAUAGACGUAGAGGAAGCAAAACGUCUUCACCGGGAGGCUCUGAAACAGUCUGCUACUGAUCCAAGGACAGGAAUUGUGGAUAUAUCUAUUCUCACUACAGGCAUGAGUGCGACUGCUCGUAAACGCAAGGAAGAAUUGGCUCAGGCUUUGAAGAAGCUUAUUCAAUCUAAGGGUAGAACACCAAGUUUAAGAUACCAACAGCUCUUUGAUGAUCUUCGUGCACAAUCUGAAAUGGCUAUCACGAAGGACAUGUUUGAAGAAGCACUUCAUGCACUGGCUGAUGAUGACUUCUUGACUGUGACUGGAAAGACAGUUAGACUGCUCUGAAAAAAAACCCCACAAUAAUGGAAUUGUUAAACUUUCUUCUUGCUAUAAUUUGGCUUCAGUAGAAAAUGUUUAUGUAAUUUAAGACCAUUAUUUGUUAGAUUGGCACUGCACCAGUAGACCGCCAAUAUCAGCAUUGUAAAUUACUAUCAGUAUCUUAAAUUUUAAAGACUGAUUCUUUGAGCACAGUGGAUUAUCACUUGUGGGCACUAUUGUCUCAAAUAUAUAUUGAACUGAGCUUUAUACACUUAAUACUGAACUUUAAAGACUCAUAAUGGAGUGCAAUUUCAUAUUAAUGCAAAUUCAAAGUUUGCCUCUUGGCUGCAGGAUUACUUCUACAUGUUAGAUAAAAAUUUUAUAAAAUCCAAAUUACUCAUGUACUCUGUCAGAUAUUCCAAGAUCUGAAAUAAAUAAACUUAUUUUGGUGAA